AUCCUGUCUUUAGGUGCUGGCUUUGACUCCUUAUACUUCCGGUUGAAGGACAUGGGUCUUCUGCAUCACACUGUGGUAUAUGAGGUGGAUUUCCCAAAUGUGGCACGCCAAAAAGCUACUCUGAUCAAAAGAAUGGAAGAGUUGUCAGCACUGGUGGGAGACACUGGAGGGGAAGGAUCAGGCGACAUUACCUGUUCUGGAGAGGAUUAUAGAUUACUGGGAGUGGAUUUAUCGGAGCUGUCUGAGCUGGAGAGGGCCCUGAAGGAAGCAGGACUGGACACUGACGUCCCCACCCUUUUCAUAGCAGAGGUGGUGCUCACCUACAUGGACAAUAGCAGGUCAGACGCCUUGAUUCGAUGGGGAGCGGAGCGUUUCUCUCAGGCGUGCUUUCUGCUGUAUGAGCAGAUGCACCCGGGGGACCCCUUUGGGCAUGUCAUGCAGCAGCACUUCAGCCAGCUGAACUCUGCGCUUCGGUCUUUGGCACAGUACCCGGAUUGUGAGGCACAGCAGAGGCGCUUUCUGGAAAAGGGCUGGACUGAGUGCAGUGUGAUGGAUAUGAAUGAGUUUUUCACCUGUUGUACUCCAGAAGAUGAGCAGCAAAGAGUGCAGGCUCUGGAGCCUUUUGAUGAAUACGAGGAAUGGCAUCUGAAGUGUUCUCAUUACUUUGUCCUGACUGCAUCAAAGGGCAUGGAACCUCCCUGGACUCCCUUGUUACCCAGUAUGACAGUCCCUCGCCGUGGUCCGGUCAGGAUGGCUGGGAGCAUCCCUGCAGCAGCGUGUGCAGCACACUCUGGCAGUGCCGGCCUGAGGCGUUAUGGUCACCGCUCUGUUCUUAUCAAACCCAACGUGAUCCUCACCACCGGAGGCUUUGGGGAGGAGCACGGACAGCACUGCCGUAUGAGAAGUUUUCACAUGCUAAUUAAGCACGCGGGCUACUGGAGAGCUGGCUGUGUGAAAAAGGAAAGUCCCGAUCAGAGAUGGGGUGAGCGGUUGUACCAUACUGUGUCAUGUCUCUCGAACAGUCUGGCCCUGGUGGUAGGAGGACGAACAUCCCCAUCAAGAGCAGGCUUGGGAAUGUUGCAGCUGAGGUUCCCAGAAAGCUGUGGUGCCUUGGACCCAGAUGACGUUACAGUGGAGGGUGUGAGUCCGCCGCCUGCUGCUGGACCACUUCCCUUCUAUGCAAACAGACAUUUUUGGUUUUGUGACAUACCAAAUCCUAACUUCUCUUUUCACCUGGUUGUCUUUUCCAUAGGCGAGAAGUAUCUGUUCCUGUAUGGUGGCCGCUCUGCUAUGGAGCCUGUGCUAGGGGAUUGGUAUUUCCUGCACACUCCAGAACUUUCCUGCACUGCGAUUCCCGUUGAGGGUCCGGUACCAGAAAGCCGUCACUCUCACAGUGCGUGUGGCUGGAAAGGAGGAGUGCUGGUUGCAGGAGGUCUGGGAGCAGCUGAGCAGCCCUUAGGUUCAGUUUUCUUUCUGAGGGAGGUCGAGCGCGGCUUUCAGUGGCAGACGGUGGAGACGCACCCACCUCUCAUCCCCAGGUAUUCACAUACUGCACAUGUGCACAAUGAAAAGCUGCUGCUUGUUGGUGGAGUGUGGUUUCACUCACCCUCUGUGCCAGGCGUCACCGUUGUUGACUUAAUGACCGGCCUCAGCUUGGACUACGCGAUCGAUGUG
This is a messenger RNA of Pterocles gutturalis (yellow-throated sandgrouse), 1674 nucleotides long. RefSeq names its product leucine carboxyl methyltransferase 2 (gene LCMT2). Gene Ontology annotation, biological process: wybutosine biosynthetic process; tRNA methylation. Gene Ontology annotation, molecular function: tRNA methyltransferase activity; protein binding. NCBI's taxonomy places the organism in Eukaryota, Metazoa, Chordata, Aves, Pterocliformes, Pteroclidae. The annotation marks the transcript as partial. The record is from RefSeq and is a predicted model, not a curated record. The transcript is spliced from 10 exons.